Paracoccidioides lutzii Pb01 is the source of this 1284-nucleotide messenger RNA. RefSeq lists its product as hypothetical. Gene Ontology annotation, molecular function: mRNA binding. The coding region runs from base 1 to 1284 and encodes 427 amino acids. The record is from RefSeq and is a predicted model, not a curated record. The transcript has 8 exons. Gene Ontology annotation, cellular component: nucleus; cytoplasm.
AUGGCUAACUACUUACAGCGCGAGAGGUCCCGUUCUCCACGUCGUCGUUCCCGUAGUCCCCGUCGCGGCCGUCGUUCCUAUUCACCUCGCAGUCGUUCACGCAGUCGUGACGACUAUCGUCGCAACGAUCGUCGAUCCAGAUCUCCUGUGAGUGGCGCAGCUGGCGCUCCUGGCGGACAUUCAGCCUCUGGUUACGGUGGACGUAACCCUUCUACUCGUUCUUACGAGGACCGUUCAUUCGCCAAAGAGCAAAUGAUGCAAGCAGUUCGCGAAUCUUCCCAACAGGACCGUCGGGUCUAUGUUGGGAAUUUGUCCUAUGAUGUCAAGUGGCAUCACCUUAAAGAUUUUAUGAGACAGGCUGGAGAGGUCCUCUUUGCCGAUGUCUUACUACUUCCCAAUGGAAUGUCGAAGGUGGGCGUCAACGUGAUUGUGGAAUACGCAACAAGGGAGCAAGCUCAAAACGCUGUAGCGACUCUCAGUAACCAAAACCUCAUGGGUAGACUUGUUUACGUUCGUGAGGACCGUGAGGCAGAACCUCGUUUUACUGGUGCUCCUGCCCGUGGUGAUUUCGGUGGUCCAGGACGCGGAGGCUAUGGCGGAGGCUAUGGCUCUGGCUCCGGCGCUGGUGGCAGUCGACAAAUCUAUGUCUCCAACCUUCCUUUCAGCGUAGGCUGGCAAGACCUGAAGGACCUGUUCCGUCAAGCUGCCCAGCAAGGUGCUGUUGUCCGCGCCGACGUGCACGUUGAUCCCAGCGGCCGCCCGAAAGGUUCUGGAAUUGUAGCAUUCGAGAGCGCAGACGAUGCGCGAAAUGCUAUUCAACAGUUCAAUGGGUAUGACUGGCAGGGUCGAACUCUUGAAGUCCGCGAGGACCUUUUGCGGGAUUGGGCCCAGGCUUUGGUGGUGGUCGCGGAGGUGGUUUUGGGGGCGGUUUCGGCGGACGCGGGGGCGGAUUUGGAGGAAGCUAUGGUGGUGGCCCGGGGUGGUGGGGCAGGGGACGGUAGUGCAUCAGUUCCUCCAAAUCCAUUCACGGAUUUCGCAACCUCUGGUGGAGAGAGGAGUGCCAUCAUAUUUGUCCGCAACCUCCCUUGGUCGACAUGCAAUGAGGAUCUGGUCGAUCUCUUUUCGACAAUUGGUAAAGUUGAGCGCGCUGAGAUCCAGUAUGAGCCCAACGGUCGCUCUAGGGGUACUGGGGUUGUUGAGUUCGAUUCAGUUGAAAAUGCCGAGACUGCUAUAAGUAAGCUUUACCUUGCUCACCACUCAAUUUCACUGCUCAUUUCCCUAUAA